This is a messenger RNA of Mucor velutinosus, 411 nucleotides long. RefSeq lists its product as uncharacterized. NCBI's taxonomy places the organism in Eukaryota, Fungi, Mucoromycota, Mucoromycetes, Mucorales, Mucoraceae. The transcript has a single exon. The record is from RefSeq and is a predicted model, not a curated record. Bases 1 to 411 code for a protein of 136 amino acids.
AUGACGCUCUCGCAUUGCCAUGACGCUUCUACAGAAGAUCUACACUUCUUAUUACGGAACAGGCAGAAGAGAAUCAAGCAUUCGUACGCAAAAUUUAAGCAUCAAAAGGGUGGUGCUUGGGAAAUGGUCAUGAAUGCUUUGCUCUACAGUUACAUGGCGCUUUAUAAACACAUUCAUCAACGAUUUGCUGAGGAAAUAGUCGAGCAAAUCUAUCCUGAACAAUCCUUGGAAAAACCAUUGAAAGAGGAUGAUGAUAUUGGAGAAGCUCUUAAGUCUUGGACCAUUAUACCGCAAUCCAAAGAUAUCCCAUUAGGCAGCGUCAAAUUUGAAUUCUAUAAUGCAAAUGCCAUCAGACAUUUAGGUAACCUCAAGCUUAGCGGCAACACCAUCUAUCCAUGCGUUCUCUCCUAG